AUGGCGACCACGAACCCAUUUGAUCUUCUGGGCGAUGAUGAAUACGAUGACCCAAGUCAGCUCAUUGCUGCUCAGCAGCAAAAGCUGGCUAUGGCUCCCAAGAAGACUCCAGUUCCUGCUCAGCAACCGACUAAGCAGCCAGCCAAACUGCCUUCCAAGCCACUCCCUCCAGCUCAGGCUGUGAGGGAGACCAAAACUGAAGUUCAGCGUGGAGGUGGGCGUGGCCGUGGGCGUGGUGGACGUGGAUUUGAGCGAGACUCUGCUGAUAAUGAUAAUACAUUUGUUAGCAGCAAUGGAUUUUCUGGAGGAUACAGACCUUUAGAAGAUAGAGAUGGUGGGAAGCCCUCUGAAAGACAUGGAAAUGGUGGACCUCGUGGUGGUUUCCGUGGUGGUCGUCGCGGUGGAUUCAAUAAUGGAGAAGUUGUGGAAGGGGAACGCACUCGCAGGAUAUACGAUCGCCGUAGUGGGACUGGACGUGGGAAUGAGUUUAAACGAGAUGGUGCUGGCCGUGGGAAUUGGGGUACUCCCACCGAUGAGAUUGCUCCUGAGUCUGAAGAACGGGAACCUGUCAAUGAAAGUGAAAAGAUUGUCGAUGCCGAGAAGCAAUCUAGCCAGGAAGAUGUUGGAGAUGCAAAGAAGGAUAAUCCUCUAAAUGAGCCCGAAGAGAAGGAGCCAGAAGACAAGGAGAUGACUUUGGAAGAGUACCAGAAAGUACUCGAAGAGAAGAGGAAGGCCUUGCUGGCACUUAAGACAGAGGAAAGGAAGGUUCACUUGGAUAAAGAAUUUGAAUCCAUGCAAUUGCUUUCCAGCAAGAAGAAUGAUGAUGAAAUCUUCGUUAAAUUGGGUUCUGAAAAGGAUAAACGUAAAGAAGCUGCUGAAAAAGAAGAGAAAGCCAAAAAGGCUGUCAACAUAAAUGAGUUUCUGAAGCCUGCUGAAGGGCAAAAUUACUCCCGCCCUGGCGGCCGUGGCCGGGGACGUGGCCGUGGAAGAGGAGGAUACAGUGGCAAUGAUGUGAGGAGCAAUGUGGAAGCACCAGCAAUUGAAGAUGCUGGGCAGUUCCCUACUUUGGGUGCUAAGUGA
This is a messenger RNA of Ilex paraguariensis (yerba mate), 1080 nucleotides long. The record is from the annotation of a GenBank genome assembly. Lineage: Eukaryota; Viridiplantae; Streptophyta; Magnoliopsida; Aquifoliales; Aquifoliaceae.